Molecule: messenger RNA, 1359 nt
Organism: Cryptosporidium ubiquitum
Lineage: Eukaryota; Apicomplexa; Conoidasida; Eucoccidiorida; Cryptosporidiidae
Exons: 1
Coding region: 1-1359 (452 amino acids)
Biological process (GO): mRNA splicing, via spliceosome
Cellular component (GO): U4/U6 x U5 tri-snRNP complex
Source: RefSeq, a predicted model, not a curated record
AUGCCUGGUAUAAAAAAAAAUGAACUAACACCAAUUAAGAGUGAGACUAUGCAGCUGGAUUCCGACGAUAAUAUAAAUUCGCUUUUAGAGAAAGCAAAAAAAGCUCUGGCAAUACAGAAUAAAAUCGAAAAAAACUUAUCUCUAUUGAAUACGAAAGUUAAUGAUAUUGAAAAUAUAACAAAAUCUACCUACGAUUUAAAUUUGAUUUCGGAGAGUAAUUCCAUUCCAAUUUUUACUCGGCAUACAGUAAAUAAAGAACUUGAGAUUUCCAGUAUAGAAAUAACAAAUGGAAAAGAACAAAAGUUGGAUUCAGUUAAUCAGAGAAGUUGUACUGAAUUUACUGAUCCGAGAUUAAUAGUUAAACAGAAAUCCAAAAAAGCUUUAAGGUUUAUUAGGAAAGGAAUAUUCACUAGAGCAGAAAUCGAAUUGAAUGAACCUAAUCUUAUCCGCAGGAAAAAAAGAAAACAAGUCAAAGAAUUGUUCUUUUCAAAUGAUGAAAGUAUUUUUUCAAAAGCAUCAAUUCCAGAACUUGAAUAUUGGGAUAUACCAUUUGUUAAGCUGAAAGAGACUGCCUCAGAAGGUGAAUUCCCAUUUGAAAUAUUAGUCUCUAAGAUAAACAAUCUAAUCGAACACCCCGUUCCUAUUGAGCCGUAUUAUGAUCCAGAUGAAAAUGUUUCAUCAGUCAUUUUUUUAACAGCGAAUGAAAAGGCACGGCUGCGCAAGAGAAAUAGGCAAGAAAAAGAGAUGGAAAGGCAAGAUCGAAUUCGAAUGGGUAUCGAACCUCCGCUUCAACCCAAACUAAAACUUUCAAACUUAUAUAAUAUUUUGAAUGAAAAGGCGAUUGCUGAGCCUUCAAGAGUUGAAUUUGAAAUAAAUAAAUUGAAGGAUGAAAGAACCAAGCUAUAUGAGGAUAGAAAUGCAUCAUUAAAACUUAGUCGGGAAGAUAAAUCUAAAAGAAAAGCAAAUAAGUGGAAACUUGACCCAGAUAAUCCAAUUAUACACGCUGCAAUAUUCAAAAUAGGUAAUCUUAAAAACAAAAGAUACAUUUUCAAAAUUGAUAGGAAUGCACAAGAUUGUCAUUUGACGGGCUGCUGCGUUGUUAGUUCCGUUGACCCAUGCAUUAUUUUAGUAGAAGGUUCAAAAAAAUCCAUACAAUUUUACAAAAAUUUAUUGCUAAGCCGUAUUAAAUGGGAUCAACCAAAUGAAACUGCAACUAAUUGUAGUUUAAUUUGGGAAGGCAUAAGGCCUUCAAAAGUCUUUCUUAAAUGGAAGAUUUACUAUUGUCAUUCAAAAGAGGAUGCAUACCGAUUUUUUUUAGAUAAUAAUUCUCUUGAUCUCUGGAAUAUUUCUCAGAAUUAG